Molecule: messenger RNA, 1975 nt
Organism: Anoplopoma fimbria (sablefish)
Lineage: Eukaryota; Metazoa; Chordata; Actinopteri; Perciformes; Anoplopomatidae
Gene: ccdc28a
Product: coiled-coil domain containing 28A
Exons: 6
Coding region: 65-619 (184 amino acids)
Source: RefSeq, a predicted model, not a curated record
GACGUCGGGCCCCGUUCCAAUUCGUAGCUGAGACACCUCUGUGCGGAUACAACGCAGAGUAGUUAUGGAGGAGCGGAAGCUAAAGAGAAAGAGUCCCAGGACCUCCACCAACACCGCGGGCCCAGCCGGUGGCUCUGGCCGGAAGAGCAACGCUUCCACCGGGGGACGGCACGUCGGCUCCAGCCAAAAGAGCAAAACUAGGAGGGGUGUAAGAGACAAACCCAGGCAGAAUCUGGGUUUGGGUGGUAGAUCUACUCAGAACCAGGGCCAGGCAGCACCCAUCAUCCAGCACUCCUUUCUGACAGAUGUUUCAGAUGUACAGGAGAUGGAGAACGGCCUGCUCAGCCUCCUCAAUGACUUCCACUCAGGGAAACUACAAGCAUUUGGCAACGAGUGCUCCAUUGACCAGAUGGAGCAUGUGAGAGAGAUGCAGGAGAAGCUGGCACGUUUGCACUUUGACCUCUACAGCGAGGUGGACGAAAUGCCUGAAGACCAGAGGAAAGUAGGCUGCGACACCAACAUGGACAAAUUACUUCUUAAUCUUGAGGAGCUGAGUUCUUCAAUUCAGAAACUGAAUCUAGCCGACUCCCAAGAGAUCCCCAGGACUGCCAGUAUGUGAUUUCACCUGACCCCGACCCAUGUCCCCUAGAGGGGCCGCAGCAGAUAAGGUGGAGUUGAAAACAAGCUCCAGGCACUUUUUCCUCUUUAAGUAUUGUGGCGACAAAGCUGUUCACCAGCGUUCCCUGUCUGUACAGCAGGAUGGAUGUAUUGUAAGAUGUCACAACAGGGAUGCACUAGCAGCCUUAUUUUUCACUGCCUGCAGUAAAUACGAUGACUAAUAUCAAGUAGAAAAUAGUUAGAAUCAAAUCUGAUCAAACAGCAGGAUGACAGUAAUUAACCUCCUGAGAUAUGAUUGAAUUUCUUAUAAUGAAUCAGUGUUUUCUCUUUUCUUUCAGAGGCAGAGUUGUAUAGAGGGAGUAAGGUCCAUCAUAUUUUAAGCUACUGUCUGACCUACAGUACAGUACAAUAUACUUUACAUAUUGGCAUUGGUGCAUCCCUGUCAUGGCCUGUUUAAAGUCAACUUGUCGUCGGUUCACUCAUCUCUAAAUGGUUUAGAUUUUUUGCAGUACACUGCUAACCGAAGUGAUGUUGAUAUAAAGCACUCACCUUGUUUUAUCCAGCAGUUGAUUAAUUCACAAGUCCUUCAAAUGACAUCUUCAGUGUUUGUUUAUCAGCUUUGUUUUAGGUGAACUGACUGCGAGCUUGCUCCUUUAGCUAUUCUCAGAUAUAUAUAUAUAUAUAAACUCACUCUGUUGCACUUUGUCUUAAUUGUUGUCAAUAAGUGUCUGUAAAGCCACAAAGUAAAGAACCAGAGCUAAACUAAUCAAAAUAUAGAUGCAGAAAUUAUGCAACUGGAACUGUUUCUCAACAUAUAGCUUUAAACCCAAUCAUAUAUUUUAGAGACGAUAAAAAUGUUUCUUGGUGAGAUUAAAUUAUAGUAAAAUCUGAAAAUAACAUUUAAACAAUAGAAGCUGCAGUGAUCCCAGCUUGUGAUCUGCAUAUGACUUCUUGCUUCAUGUGAGCGGCCUGAUAUCAGCUCCAACACCUCGUUCAGUGUUGAACAUAUUUGCACAUAUCUUGCAACAUGCAAAACACACAUCAUCACUAUUGUGUCGGGUUGACCCUGGAAAAUAAUUAAUUAUCCAAAUGUUGACCCUACAACCAAGCCUUAAGUAUUUUGAUUUAAUCAUUUUUGCCUUAUUGGUUCUAACCUUUUGAAUUAACUUGCACAGAGCAGGUUGUGGGUUUUAAGAUAAUAUAUGAUCAUUUGAUGCUGCUUUUAAUGUAAAUCCUACUUUUAUUUUAUCACUUCUUUUAAUAACCAGUGUUGUUGGGGGGAUUAUUUUUGAAGUGUUUUACUAUUUUAAAUGUUUGGUGGUUGUAUUUUUAUUGACCUAAUAAAUGUGUUGUCUGA